Argentina anserina (silverweed cinquefoil) is the source of this 1298-nucleotide messenger RNA. RefSeq names its product leucine-rich repeat receptor protein kinase HPCA1-like. The transcript has 15 exons. The record is from RefSeq and is a predicted model, not a curated record. Gene Ontology annotation, molecular function: protein binding. NCBI's taxonomy places the organism in Eukaryota, Viridiplantae, Streptophyta, Magnoliopsida, Rosales, Rosaceae. Bases 1 to 1230 code for a protein of 409 amino acids.
AUGUCCGAUACCAAGGCAACCAUGAGGUUGCUGCUCUUUUGUGCUCUAUAUGCUGCAAGCAUUCAUGUGAUCUUCUCGCUUACGGACCCCAGUGACGCUUCUGUGCUCCAAACCUUGAAAGCAUCCUGGAAAAACACGCCACCAAGCUGGGAUAAUUCGUCUGAUCCUUGUGGUUUUCCAUGGGAAGGAGUCGAGUGCACUGGUGCAAGGGUAACUGCACUAAAAUUAUCAAGCAUGGGCCUGAUAGGGGAAAUUAAUAGCUACAUUGGGGGUCUCACUGAACUGAACGGAUUAGUGUUGUCAUUCAACCGUGGACUCCAAGGUCCUCUUCCUCCCCAGUUAGGGGAUCUCAAAAAGUUAGAUAUGCUGAUCCUAGCUGGCUGCAGUUUCAGUAGCAGCAUUCCAGAGGAGUUGGGAAAUCUUGAACAGCUAUCUUUCUUGGCGCUGAAUACAAACAAGUUGACUGGUAGUAUACCUGCUUCUUUGGGUAAUCUCUCGAAACUGUACUGGCUGGACCUUGCAGAAAAUCAGUUGACAGGAACUAUCCCAGUGUCAAACGGGACAUCCCCAGGCUUGGAUCAACUAGCUAAUGCUAAACAUUUCCAUUUCAACAAGAACCAGCUUUCAGGUUCAAUUCCAGCCAAACUAUUCAGUGCUAAGAUGAUCCUGAUACAUGUGUUGUUUGAUGGAAACAAAUUGAGUGGGACUAUUCCAUCAACAAUAGGACUAGUUCAGACUCUUGAGGCUCUUCGGCUUGAUAGUAAUGAUCUGACGGGAACAGUUCCCGCAAGUAUUAGCAAUCUUAUGAAUGUCAAUGAACUGAAUUUGGCCUUCAACAAGUUGACAGGCCCUCUGCCGGACUUGACUGGAAUGAACUCCCUCAAUUAUGUAGACCUUAGUAACAACACAUUUGACCCAUCUGAAGCUCCGUUAUGGUUCUCAACCUUACCAUCACUAACCACUUUGGUUAUGGAAUUUGGAUCACUUCAGGGGCCUGUGCCAGAAAAGCUUUUCAGCCUUUCAGAUCUACAAGAAGUGAAACUGAAAUACAAUAAGCUUAACGGCACAUUAAACAUGGGAGAUAGCAUCAGUCUACAACUAGAGCUUGUUGAUCUCCAGAACAAUCAGAUUUCCCAGAUCACUGUUGAAGAAGAAUACAAAGAUGCAUUAAUGCUUAAAGGGAACCCAAUAUGCUCGGGUGGUCUAUCAAAUAGUACUUGGUGUAAAUAAAUUUGAAAAAGAGAGCAAGUGCACGAUUUCAAAUAAAGAGGCUGCUGCAACUACUUCCUUAGGAUUUU